Messenger RNA from Salvia miltiorrhiza (redroot sage), 788 nucleotides. Its product is annotated as late embryogenesis abundant protein At5g17165. The record is from RefSeq and is a predicted model, not a curated record. The coding region runs from base 208 to 570 and encodes 120 amino acids. Lineage: Eukaryota; Viridiplantae; Streptophyta; Magnoliopsida; Lamiales; Lamiaceae. The transcript has 2 exons.
GACAGUCAACUUCUGUUUGUGUGUGUGUGGGGGGGGGGGGGGGGGGGGGCAUUACACACACUAUCCACUGCCCCUCUAUAUAAAAAGGGGUCCCCCAGUUUCAAUUCCUCCCAAUAACUUGGCUUUCUCUCUCAACUCUUCCCACUCUCUCUAGAAUUUAUUGAAACCUCCCUCUCUCUCUCCGCAAAGACUGUGAGUGAUAUUUGUAUGGCCGCUAAUUUGCAGCGCACUCGUGGACUGGCGAAAUUGGGCAAAAGAUUAGCUGGCCAGAUCCGCUCUCGCGAUUCCCUCGCCAUUUCUCAGCUCCACUGCAGGAGUGUGCAAGCUUCAGCCUACGACAAGAACCCGGAGGAGAAUGUGAACUCGACUGUGGUCCCGGACCAUGUAAUCCCGCCUCAGCCGGACGAGUACUGGGCUCCUCAUCCUAAGACAGGGGUGUUCGGGCCUGCAACGGAUGAGAAUCCGGGUUCGGGCCACAACCCUGGUGCCGCCAACGGGGGCUCGGUGUUGGAAGAGAAGGCCUUCUUCCGCCCUCAAGAGGACUUGGACAAGCCUCCCGUCCAACCUUGAGUUGCAUAGAGCUAGGUUGUAUCUGCAUCAAUUAUGAAUAAAAACUUGUGUGAUUUGACCCUAAACCGCAGAAGAUGAUACCCCUUUAGUAAGGGGGUGUGUGUGAGAGAGAAUUGCAUUGUUAUGAGAAUGCUUUCAGUGUGUUGAUGAUGGGAAUAGGUUUGGAUGCUGUGUCACAUGUGAUUCUCUUUGUUGUGAAUAUAUGCUGUUGCUUUUUA